AUGGCGGACGAGGCGGAGGGGGUCGAGGCCGAGUCCGGGAACGCGGGCGCGGCUCCUGCGGCCGGAGGCGGCGAGGAAACCAAGUGGAAGAGUGGGAGGCCCAAAGGUAGCCUCAACAAGAAUAACAAGAGCAACAGGGAUAGGACGCCCAAGCCCAAGGCCGGGACCAAGGGGAGGCGGAGGCGGCGCACCAGCGACCGGGCCUUGUCGGUGCCCGCGGUGAGCCUCGGGGAUCUAGGGCGCGGGGUGGCGGCCGGGAUCAGGCCGCUCAGGGAGAGGAGGCCGGCGCCCAAUGCGUUCUUCGACUGGGACAGCGACAGCGAUACUGAGAAUGCUGCUGGGAAGAAGAGGGGAAGGGGAAGACCCAAGAAACUAACAGUAGAACAAGUGGUUAGUAGGUGCCAGUUCUCCAAUGGUGAAACAAACAGGAGUGAUGCUGAGGCAGCAAGGAGCAAGCAGUCAAGGAAUCAUAAGCUUUUGCAGAAUGCAAAGAAGCGGAAAAGAGAUGUAGGGAAAGAGUCUAUGACAAAAAAGUUGAACAAAGUGGAUAAAGAACAAAAGAAGCUCCCAUCCACCAAGGAUGAAACCCUUGAUAAAAAUAAUAUGUUACAGACUGGUCUGGUUUUGUGGACAGGAGUUUCAAUGAAUGAGAUAAAAGUGGAACAAGCUGAGGUUGACCUAGAUGAUCAUGUAUAUUGCGACAGGUGUAGAACAUCUAUUGUUGAUUUUCAUAGAAGCUGCAAGCAUUGUUUCUAUGAUCUUUGCCUUAACUGCUGCAAGGAGCUUCGCAAAGGUGAGAUCCCAGGAGGAGAAGAGGUGGAGUAUGUGCCAGCUGAACCUAAAGGUAGAAGUUAUUCUUUUGGCAAGAUUCCUCUGUCAAAGGAUGCUAAUAGAAGUAAGAACUCCUCAAAUGGUCAGUCUUACAACGGCAUGCCUGCUGUUGGAAACCCCAAUAACGGUCUGUUGCUCUGGAAAACAAAGAGUGAUGGUAACAUACCUUGUCCACCAAAGGAAGUAGGAGGCUGUGGUAAUACACUUCUGGACCUCAAGUGCUUGUUUCCAGAGAAGAUGCUUGCUGAGAUAGAAGAUAGAGCUGACAAAGUUCUCAGGAGCGAGACAUUAGCUAAAGCAAUGGUUAGUAGAAGUGAUCGGUGCCCUUGCUUUGAUCAUUCAGGCAAGAUAAGAACUGAAAGCAAAUCAGUACGGGAGGCUGCAAGCAGGAAGGACUCAAGUGAUAACUUCCUAUACUGUCCAGUUGCUACUGGUAUUCAAGAUGAUGACAUAGUGCAUUUUCAGAUGCAUUGGGCAAAGGGUGAGCCAGUUGUUGUUUCUGAUGUCCUUCAGUUAACCUCUGGUCUGAGUUGGGAGCCAAUGGUGGAAAUUAACAUACAUAAGUUCUUUUCGGGAUAUACAACAGGCAGAACUCAUGCUAGGACUCACUGGCCUGUGAUGCUUAAACUAAAAGACUGGCCUCCUUCUAGUUCCUUUGACAAGCGAUUGCCGCGUCACGGUGCCGAAUUUAUUAGCGCAUUGCCAUUUCGUGAGUAUACUGAUCCACGAUAUGGCCUGCUAAAUCUUGCCGCCAAGCUUCCUGCUGGUGUCUUGAAACCAGAUCUUGGACCCAAAAGUUACAUUGCUUAUGGGUUCUACAAAGAGCUAGGCAGGGGUGAUUCUGUGACCAAGCUUCACUGUGACAUAUCUGAUGCGAGCAAGAUCUGCAGGAACUAUAUGGGGGGUCUCAAACCCCGCACCGAGCUCAAGUUGUCACCAGCUCCAACUGAAUGCAAGAAUGAAUCUGUUGAUGAAGGAUUGAAGACCUCAUAUAGUAGAGAAGACAAGUGUGUCAAUAGAGACAAUCAUAAUGGUUUGGACAUCAAUGCUUUACCACUUGACGACGAUGAAGAUGAUGCAAAUGAUAAAGAAUUAUCUCAUGGAUCAGAAUCACAAAGUGAACUAGGUCAGUGUGCAGAUCACAGCAAUGGGGUCAACACAACUGAUGGGAUGCACAAUGGAGGUCUUUACAUUUCACACAAUCGAAAGAGCACGGACAUGAUACAACUCAAGAAAGUUGGCAUUAAACCUCAAGAAGAGAAAUCUGAAAAGAUUGAUUGCAGUGGCAUUGAUGCUUAUCUAAAAGGAAGUAUUGAACCCUGGACGUUUGAACAGAAGCUUGGUGAAGCUGUUUUCAUUCCUGCUGGAUGUCCUCACCAAGUGAGAAAUUUGAAGUCCUGCAUCAAAGUUGCUCUCGAUUUUGUUUCCCCAGAAAAUGUUGGUGAGUGUGUUAAGUUGACUGGGGAGUUUAGACGACUUCCUUCUUUCCACAGAGCUAAAGAAGACAAGCUAGAGAUUAAGAGGAUGGCUCUUCAUGCCCUGAACGAAGCUGUAAAUUUCUUGGAUCCUUGUUCCUCAGAAGGACUGAGGGAGUAUGUGCAGUUAUUAUAUUUUUCAUGGAUCGAGGAGGCAGCAUAUCAAUCUCAGAUUGUGGACUACCAUUGCAUCUAUACGGGAUACUGGACAGAUGACAACGGAGCAAAACUGAAGGUUGCCAAACCAUGCUACCAAUUGCCUAGAUUGAUUGAUGACUCCUGGGCAUACAUGGUUGAUGAUGAUUCAUUCCAAGGCACUCAGUCCAAAACGAAAGCAUCAGUAUGGUAA
This is a messenger RNA of Miscanthus lutarioriparius, 2655 nucleotides long. The record is from the annotation of a GenBank genome assembly. Lineage: Eukaryota; Viridiplantae; Streptophyta; Magnoliopsida; Poales; Poaceae.